CAUCCACGCCUUCCUUCGAACUGGACUGUUCUUCUACCGUCUGGCCAUAGCUGCUGGAUAUCCUUGACGUGGUUGCCAUUUAUCCCUUUCGUUUCCUCGUCUGUGGUCUAGUUGAAGCAUCGAGUGUCAUCAUGGGUGAAGCUGCGUUACCACCGCCGAAGUAUGCGGAGCCCACGACUAAGAAUGUCGAGGAAGGGUUGAAACGGGCGGAUGGGAUCACUGGAUUGUACGAAGGAAAUGUCUUUGAGGCAUCACCCGAGGACCGCCGCCAGAUCGGGGUGGUCAGUGCCUCGUUCCUGAUCUUCAACCGCGUCAUUGGCACCGGCAUCUUCUCGACCCCCUCGACCAUCUUGUCGCUGACGGGCAGCGUGGGCCUGUCGUUGUUCAUGUGGGUGGUUGGCACGCUGAUCGCCAUGGCGGGCACCGCGGUGUAUCUGGAAUGGGGCACCGCAAUCCCCAAGAACGGCGGCGAGAAGAACUACCUCGAGUACGUGUACCGGAAGCCCAAGUUCCUGGCCACCGCCAUGUUUGCCGCGUACGCCUUCCUGCUCGGCUGGACCGCCGGCAACAGCGUCAUCUUCGGCGAGUAUAUCCUCAACGCGGCGGGUGUCGAGGUCAACCGCUGGAACCAGCGUGGCAUUGGCCUCGCCUGCGUCACCGUCGCUCUCCUCAUCCACUCGUGCGCUUUGAAAUGGGGCCUGCGCCUGCAGAACCUGCUCGGCGCCAUCAAGCUGAUCAUCAUCCUCAUCAUCGUCGUCACCGGCUGGGCGGCCCUGGCCGGCCACCUCAAGGUCGACCCUCCGGACAACUUUACCGAUGCCUUUGCCGGCACCAAGGGGUCCGGAUAUGGUAUUGUCACAGCCUUGUACAAUGUCAUCUGGUCUUUUAUUGGCUACUCCAAUGCCAACUAUGCAUUGAGCGAAACCAGAAACCCCGUCCGCACUUUGAAGAUCGCUGCUCCCAUCGCCAUCAUCUCCGUGGGUAUCCUUUACAUGCUCGUCAACAUUGCCUAUUUUGCGGCCGUGCCCAAGGAGGACAUCAUCUCCUCGGGCCAGAUUGUGGCUGCCUCGUUCUUCCGCAACGUGUUUGGCACGCGUGCGGAGAAGGUCAUGUCCGUGUUUGUGGCGCUGUCGGCGUUUGGGAAUGUUCUGUCUGUCCUCUUCUCGCAGGGCCGCAUCGUUCAGGAAUUGGGCCGUGAGGGAGUCCUACCCUUUUCUAAGAUCUGGGCCAGCAACUGGCCAUUCAACUCCCCGGCGGCGGGUCUCGCCGAACAUUGGCUUGUCUCGAUCAUUGUCAUGCUGGCGCCUCCUCCGGGUGAUGCCUAUAAUUUCCUGCUCAACCUCAUCUCCUAUCCUCUCUCCAUCGUGAACGUCUUCGUCUCCGGUGGCCUUGUUUACAUCUACCUUACUCGCGAGAAGAAUUUCCCCCUGUGGGCGCCCGGCAUCCGGGCGACGCUGCCCGUGACCGUCUUCUUCCUCCUCUCCAACGUGUACUUGGUCAUUGCGCCGUACGUGCCGCCGGACGCGGGCGAGAACGUGUACAACGAUCUGCCGUACUACCUCCACUGCGUCGUGGCGCUGGCGGUGUUUGCCGUCGGGGGAAUUUACUACAUUGUAUGGACGAUCGUUCUGCCUCGCCUCGGCGGAUAUGUGCUGGUCAAGGAAACAGUGGUGGACGCGGAUGGCUGGUCACGGAGUGUCUUCACCCGAAUGCCUGUCAACCAGGUGGUCACAAGCCAGGAAGAGGAGGAGUAAAGAAGAGGGGGGGGGGUUUAUCCAGUGUCAUUCAUUUCAACAAUAACGAAGAUACGACGAAACGAUAGCGACGAAGAACAUUCAACAAGCGUCUUAUCAAUAUAAUUUAUAGU
Penicilliopsis zonata CBS 506.65 is the source of this 1867-nucleotide messenger RNA. RefSeq lists its product as hypothetical. The record is from RefSeq and is a predicted model, not a curated record. Gene Ontology annotation, cellular component: membrane. Lineage: Eukaryota; Fungi; Ascomycota; Eurotiomycetes; Eurotiales; Aspergillaceae. Gene Ontology annotation, molecular function: L-amino acid transmembrane transporter activity. Bases 132 to 1754 code for a protein of 540 amino acids. Gene Ontology annotation, biological process: amino acid transmembrane transport. The transcript has 4 exons.